Symbiodinium natans is the source of this 1296-nucleotide messenger RNA. Lineage: Eukaryota; Dinophyceae; Suessiales; Symbiodiniaceae. The record is from the annotation of a GenBank genome assembly.
AUGUUCUCCGACUCGAUUUGCGUUGGCGAGCUUCUUGGCGAGAAGAUCCAGGUCAAACAUGCAGACGAGGAGGGUUUCAACCAGACCUACACGCGUAUGUGUGUGGAGGAGUUUCGUUCGACGCAUGAGCUGCAGCAAAAGAUGGCGAACUGUGGCCAAUGGGUGUAUGUUGGUGAGUCGCCUUUCAACGACCAACUGGGGAAGCCGUACAUCUGGUCACAGCACGGCGAGUGGAAGAUCGCGCUGGUCGGGGAGUCUUCCUCUCGAUAUUCUUGCUGUCAACUGCCGCUUUGCUUUCAAAGCGGAGAGCCAGAACCUCGCCCCUGGAAGCGGCACCGAACGCAAGGGGAGGCUUCCGUGGUGGUGCAACCCUUGGACGCCCCGAGACCCCCGUUGCGGACGCUGGAACCAGUUCCAGACUUGGACGCGGGCGCCUUGCAGCAGCUCUACGAGAAAGGAUACGUGGUGGUUAAGGCAGACCGCGGCAUGUCGGACGUGAUCAACGACGCAGUUCGCUUGUCCAACAUCUUGAUUUACCGCUUGGCCGAUACUGCGCUGGGCGCAGCCGGGAACUCUGCCAACUGGGACAUGCCACUCCUGAGAUCCGAGGAAGGCACGACAAACAUCCUGGUGCGGCUAGACAAAGCCCCUGCUCUCUUAAAGCUGCUUGCGCGGGUGGCGCCCUUGGCAGAGCAACUGUUCCAGGAGCCAGCAGAAGUACCCAAAGUCUGCCAAUUGGCCAUCGUGGCUCCCGAGGGCGACACCACGGACACGACGUGGAAGGACAUGGUUGACAAAAAUGCCAGAUACCACAUCGACGGCCGAGGAAAGCUUCCCAAUGGCUUUGGGCUGCUGAUGGGGAUUGCCUUGUCCGAGAAGCCUGACGGUGCCGCCAGUUGGGGUGCGUUUGCGUGCCAUCCAGGAUCGCAUCGCAACUCCGCGCUGCAGAAGCAGUACAAGAGCCAGCUCAAAGGCAAGAUUUCAGCUAUGGACCUGGGCCAUGCAACGCCAGUGGUGCUGAGACCUGGUGACAUCCUGAUUGCGCAUCCUCUGCUCGCGCACAGACGAACCCAGAACUGGAGUGCCUACCCGCGUAUGCAGGUAUACUUCAGGCUGAGGCCAAGAUCGGCGGCCAUGGGCAACGGGAGUUGGCAAGCAAACGUCCUGGAGGACCCUUUCUCUAUAUGGCCGGGCUUGAGGCAUGGGGUGGCGUCGAGCUCACAUCAGCCAGAGGCUGGCGAGUCGCCUCCAGCGGUCGUCCCAGCUGGGCAACCAGCAGGAGCGCGCGGUUCUUGA